This is a messenger RNA of Ordospora pajunii, 1734 nucleotides long. Its product is annotated as VID27 protein. Lineage: Eukaryota; Fungi; Microsporidia; Ordosporidae. Bases 1 to 1734 code for a protein of 577 amino acids. The transcript has a single exon. Gene Ontology annotation, molecular function: protein binding. Gene Ontology annotation, cellular component: nucleus; cytoplasm. The record is from RefSeq and is a predicted model, not a curated record.
AUGGUUAUUGGUAAGAUAAAGAAGAUGUUUUCGAGUGUCAGUAGAAAGGAGGAGAUACUUGGGGACAUUUAUGAUCAGGGUGAGAUUUUGAUUGACAGAUGUUCAAUACUGAAGAUUAAGGACGAGGUGUCUUUUGAGAAGAAGGGAAUAUCUAAGAAGUUUAAGAUUGAUGAGAUUGUAUCACUGGAAUGUGGAGAAGGAUCGGUAUCAUUUAUCCAUGGCCAUAGGAAGUAUGUGUUUAUGGGUUCUGGAGAUCUUUCUAGGCUUGAGAAGGAGAUAAGGCCUUUCACAAAAGAAAUUGAGGAGGUUUACAAGAAGACAGCGAAAUACUCGAGAUAUAACACAGAUACAAGGAUUUUUGAAGAAGUAAUGGAGAAAGUGAAAGUACAAAUAAUCAGGGACAAGGUGUUUGUAAUAAGAAUAGAGACAGGCAAGGAAGUGAUACAUUUUGAAGAGAUCAAAACAGAUACACAGUACUAUAUGGAUCAGGCCAACGGGACGUUUGUAUGGUCUGUGCUUAAGGAUGGAGGAUUCCAUACGUUUUCUCUGAGGUUUGCAAAUAACGUAGAUUUUUUAGAGUUUCUCAGUAAAUAUGUUGGGUGUUUGUACAAGAAUGUGAACGAGAAUAGGCAAGGAGAUGCAGAUGCAGAGAAGUACUUUGAGCGGAUGGAGAUGGAGAACUAUAUAGAUGAUGAGUCUGAAAGCACAGAUGAGAAAGACGACUACGAGAGCUGUGAUGACGAUGAGCUUGAAAAUCAUUUUGGAGAAGCGGAUGAGAAGAACAAGCAUCUUGUUAUAGGAGAUGAGAUGGCGUUUAUUACAAGGGGAAAGUCUGUAGGAGUGUUUAGAAACACAGAAGAAGGAUUGGAGUUUAAGGCAAAUAUUAAGGAUGUGCUUGACAAUGAGAUAGAGAAGAUGAUUACGCAUGGGAAGUGUAAGGAGCUGAUAUAUUUGGAUAAGAACGAAAGGGACAGGCUGCAUAAGCUGGAUGUGGAACGAGGGGAGGUUGUUGAGACAUGGGAGAUGAACAGGGAAGUGAAUGAUUAUUUUGAUUCUGAAAAGCUUGUGGAUACAGGGACGCUUAUUGGAGUGUCUGAUUACUCGGUGUUUAGGAUUGACCCAAGAACAAAAGAAAAGGUGGUUGAAUCUAAGGAAUACAAAGUGAAGAAUGGGUUUAACUGUGGAAUGGCUACCAGCAAAGGGCAUGUGGUGGUUGCUUCUAGGAAGGGGGAUUUGAGGCUGUAUGACAAGAUUGACAAGAGGGCAAAGUCGCUUCUUCCUGGGUUUGGAGAUGAGAUCAAGCAUGUUGAUGUUACAAGCAAUGGGAAGUAUAUUAUUUGUACGUGUAAGAGCUAUUUGAUGCUGAGUAGUGUGCCUGGUGAUUAUAAGACACCUGUUGGGAAGGACAAGCCGGUGCCUAAAAGGCUACAGUUGAAGCCUGAGCACUUGGCAUAUAUGAAUGAGGAGAUUGACUUUACACCGGCGAAGUUCAGUACGGAUGAGUCUGAGAGCAGUAUAAUUACAAGCACAGGGAGCUAUGUGAUAAAAUGGAAUCUAGAAGAUGUGCUGAAUGGAAAGCCAUAUUCGUAUCAGCUUGCAAAGUGCAAUGAUUUGAUAGUAGCAGACAAUUUUGAAUUUGGCGAGAAUAGCAGUGUUAUUGUUACUAUGCCUGAUGAUGUGAGGAAGGUUAGUGUGAAGAGUCUUAAGAAGCCGGGUAGAUCGAUAUGGAGGUGA